Molecule: messenger RNA, 2796 nt
Organism: Crotalus tigris (Tiger rattlesnake)
Lineage: Eukaryota; Metazoa; Chordata; Lepidosauria; Squamata; Viperidae
Gene: LPCAT3
Product: lysophosphatidylcholine acyltransferase 3
Exons: 13
Coding region: 119-1561 (480 amino acids)
Biological process (GO): lipid modification; phosphatidylcholine biosynthetic process
Cellular component (GO): membrane
Molecular function (GO): lysophospholipid acyltransferase activity; 1-acylglycerophosphocholine O-acyltransferase activity
Source: RefSeq, a predicted model, not a curated record
GUCGGCAGGGGCGUGGCUUAGGUGCGGGGGCCGCCGCGGCGGUACUACUACCGCGGUUAUUAACCGGGUUCGAAAGGGGUAACCGACUGGGGCUCGGUUGGGUGGUCCGGCGGAAAAGAUGGCGGAACAUCUUGGAAGCGCCAUCGCCGCCGAGAUGCGGCGCUGGCUCGGUACGAGCCUGGCCGACAUAGCGAAGUCGUUGGGCAGUUCGGAACAGGCGCUUCGCCUCAUCCUCUCAAUCUUCCUGGGAUACCCCUUUGCCUUGUUCCAACGCUACUUCCUUUUCCAGAAAAGUGACUACCUCAUUCACAUCUAUAAUACAAUAAUAGGACUUUCACUUGCUUACUUCAACUUUGGGCCACAGAUCUGUCACUCUCUCAUAUGUGUCUUCGUACAGUUUCUCAUCUUGAGGCUCAUGGGUCGCACAGUCACUGCCAUUGCCACUACCUUCUGCUUUCAGAUGACGUAUUUGAUGGCUGGCUAUUAUUUCACGACCACAGAGCACUAUGACAUCAAAUGGACCAUGCCACAUUGUGUCUUGGCUCUAAAGAUGAUUGGUUUGGUUAUUGAUUACUAUGAAGGCAGGAAGGAAGAGGAAUCCCUAGCCCCUGACCAAAAACAGUUUGCUGUCCGGGGAGUUCCUACUUUGCUUGAAGUCUCUGGCUUCGCCUAUUUCUAUGGUGCCUUCAUGGUGGGCCCUCAGUUCUCCAUGACACGAUAUCAGAAGUUGGUAAAGGGUGAGCUGACUGACGUUCCAGGCCAAAGACCCAACAGCUUUGUUCCUGCUCUUAAACGUCUACUUCUGGGCACUUCCUUCAUGAUAAUCUAUACUGUGGCAUCACCUUAUAUUGAUGAGGAAUAUCUUGUCUCUGAUGAUUAUAUGAAACAAUCCUUCUGGUUUCGCUGUUUUUAUAUAUUGAUCUGGGGCAAGAUAAUGCUUUACAAGUACGUUACCUGUUGGCUAGUGACGGAAGGAGUUUGCAUCUUAACUGGGCUAGGCUACAAUGGAAAGGAUGAAAAGGGGUUACCACAGUGGGAUGCUUGUGCCAACAUGAAAGUCUGGAUGUUUGAGACAACUCCUUAUUUUACAGGAACCAUUGCCUCCUUCAAUACUAACACCAACAAUUGGAUAGCCCGCUAUAUGUACAAACGCCUGAAAUUCCUAGGAAACAAGUUACUAUCGCAAGCUUUAUCUUUGCUUUUCCUGGCUGUCUGGCACGGGCUACACUGUGGGUAUCUAGUUUGCUUCCAAAUGGAGUUCCUGAUUGUCACUGUGGAGAGGCAGGCUAUUAAACUGGUAAAUGACAGUCCGUUUCUGUCUGCCUUGGCUUCAAACAUCAUCUUGAGGCCCUUCUUCUAUGUGAUUCAGCAAACUAUUCACUGGAUGUUCAUGGGAUAUUCUCUAGUACCAUUUUGCCUCUUUAGCUUGGAAAAGUGGAUUAAGGUGUACACGUCUAUUUAUUUCGUAGGCCAUGUGUUAUUCUUCACACUGCUGUUUACAUUGCCUUAUAUGCGAAAAAUAUUUGUGCCACGAAAAGAAAAGUUAAAGAAAACUGAGUAACGGCCAAAAGAUUGUACCAUGUGUGCAUUUAUUACAGGAUGGUUAAAGCGUCACCUGCCAAAUUUGCUGUGGACAAACUGUAUUACAGUGACUGGGGUGAGAGAGCACAGGGGUUAAGACCCCACACUGAGGGGAACAGGCUGCAGACCUCUGUACCCUUUCUACAGAUUGCCUUAUCUCAACGUCUCCCCAGACACUUCCACCUCUGCAGUGUCAGAUGAUUGUAAAGCACUUGAUCCAGCUGCCAUCUAGGAAUGGAGCAUCUGCCUGACUUUUUUACUUUCCAAUUCCACUAGAUAAAAUUGGUCCAAGUUGCUUUUUCAUUCAUGCUUCAGCUGCUUCUUUUCACCAGAUUUUGGAACCGGUACUAUUUUUCUAUUCUUACUAGUGUUAUUUGUAGCUUAUGGCAAAGAAUGAGGAACAUGGUUAAAUGUGAUAUACUGAUUCUUCAGAGGUUGACCUUUUCUCCUGUGUACACAUGAAGGUUACCCACUUUAUCUUCACACCUUGUUCUUGUGCCUUUAACGAUGUGCACCACAGCAACUGAGUACACUUCUCUUUUUAUACAGGCAGUUGCUUAUAUACAAUGGCAAUCCUGGUAGUUUCAGCAGUGGUGAGUACACUUUAGCCAAAGUGUUUGCUCGGAUAAUUCUAUUUUUCCUGAUCACUUGGAGGAGAUAAAUAGUUAUAGGAAUCUUUGCGAGGACAAGUGACAAAAUAGUAUGCAUAUCUUGUCAAUUUGGCUAUCACUGGGACUAGAUGAGGCUACCUCUGGAAACAGUGAUGGUAUUGCUGUUAUUCAAUGGUCUCUAAGUAUCCUCCAAAACUGUUUAUUUAACUGACUUGCUAUAGUUCAUGGAGAUACCGGGAAAUAUUUUUUAGAUUGGAGAUACAGGUGAAAUGACUGUCAUGAGACUUGCCAGUUCUAUGUGACUGUCAUGGCAAAAGCAUAGCUAAUCACAAAGGAAAAUUAGUCUCCAGGAAGUUUUCUAUAAUCCCAGAGGAAACUUUAAAGGGCCUAAAGAUAUUGAUACAAACAAAUAAGAUGCUAGAAGUUAGAGCUUUGUGCCAUACCAGUUUCCUAUUUAUUUUUUGAUUAAAAUAAUUUUGGGGAGGAAAAAAAGGUGGGAUGGGGAACCUGGUGGACAUGUACAGUAGUGGCCAAAAUUGUGGAAACCUUUUGGGAAAAGUGUAUUUUUGAGGUAUGAUGGCUAAUAAACCACAUUUUUUUUUGA